Messenger RNA from Hypoxylon fragiforme, 1459 nucleotides. Its product is annotated as glycoside hydrolase family 61 protein. The record is from RefSeq and is a predicted model, not a curated record. The transcript is spliced from 4 exons. Lineage: Eukaryota; Fungi; Ascomycota; Sordariomycetes; Xylariales; Hypoxylaceae. The coding region runs from base 499 to 1233 and encodes 244 amino acids.
UCAACAUUGAAGUCCAGUAACCUUCCUAGUAUCUUUAUACUCUAGAACAAAUCAAAGAUUCAGUAUUUAAUCAAAACAAGAUUCUAACAGAUUUCUCUCUGGAACAAUGCUAUCUCCACACAGGUACCUAGCUAUAUCUCACUCAAUGCUUCAUUCAGUCGAACUUGGUAAUCCAGGUAUUAGCCGCCAUAUCACUACUACCUCUCUGCUUUCUAGAAUCCAUAAGAACAGGACCAAUGGAUAUAUUCGAUCACAUACUUCUUGAUGAAAACAAUGAUGUGUAAGUACAUAUAAGGCAUUAUAAUACGUUCCCCGCGUAGAGUUGAGCUUUUCUAUUGAUGGCCGCUUAAUUUCUUUAUAUUAUCACGGAUCACUACGUCCCGUCUCCCCUAAUGCGGUGUCGCGAUGUUCUUCUUAUAAGUGAGUCUGCAAUUCCUAUGCUGAGCGAUAGCUCUCUGGCCAUCCCACUUUGGCUCGAACACGGAUCAAGAAGUAAACAUGAAGGUACAAUCGAUUAUUCUCGGCCUCUCGGCCCUGGCCUCUGGCCAUACAAUUUUCCAGAAAGUGUCGGUCAAUGGGGUUGACCAAGGACAGCUAAAGGGAGUUCGCGCCCCUGACAGUGACUAUCCUAUCCAAAAUGUCAACGAUGCUGCCUUCGCUUGCAAUAAGGACCUCAAGCACACUGAUAGCACUGUCAUCACCAUUCCAGCUGGAGCAAAGGUUGGCGCCUGGUGGGGACAUGUCAUUGGAGGUGCUCAGAGCGCGAACGAUGCCGACAACCCAAUUGCAAAGAGUCAUAAAGGCCCGAUCUCGGUGUAUUUAGCUAAAGUGGACAACGCCGCCACCGCCCAACCGACCGGCCUCAAGUGGUUCAAAGUUGCCGAGGAUGGUCUGAGUAACGGACAGUGGGCGGUCGACAAGAUGAUUUCUAACAACGGCUGGCAUUACUUCACCAUGCCUACAUGCAUUGCGCCCGGCGACUAUCUUAUGCGAGUGGAGCUCAUCGCUCUCCAUGGCGCCCAAAUGCAAGGACAAGCACAGUUUUACAUGGAAUGUGCACAGAUUCGGAUUACCGGCUCUGGAACCAAUGCUGGCUCAAAUUUCGUUAGCUUUCCCGGCGCUUACAAGGCUAGCGAUCCUGGCAUCCAAGUCAACAUCUAUGACAACAGCGGAAACCCAUACAUGGGUGGUCAAUCGUACAAGAUUCCUGGUCCGUCUGUACUCACUUGCUAGCUUGGAGAUAGUGUAUAGUCUAUGGUUUGGCGAUGCUUGAUAAUAGCACAAUCCCCGAACCCGAGGCAUCUGGAUCUUAUGUUUAGAGCCUCAUGUUUUAGUCUAAAGAGAUAUUCGCACGCUAUGUCCGAGUGCCCAGUAGGGAUCGUAAAGACAUAUGUUAAUAAAAACUAUAUCUAGCUCGAGAAUUAUUAUAUCUGUCAGAUCCAAAUGAAGACUUCUACCC